AGCUUUCAGUCAGGGUGUCUUCACAACAAAACAGGCAUUGCAUUGUGAGUCUGGUUAAAGGGAGAAGAAGGAACUGGGGAAGAGAAGGAAAACCACUGCAAGUUCAAAGGCACUUCUACACCUUUCAACUCAAAAUAAGCAAGAAGGCCUCCCUCGGUUGAUCUAAGAUUUGAAGUAGGAUUUUGCCCAAGCAAGAGCUCCUUAAAUUAACUUGGACAUUGACUGCUCAGUGUCCUACACAAUGCAGAACCAUCAGCAGUGGAUGAUAGGAGCUCUGGUGGUGGCUCUUUUGGUUCUCACAGCAAUGGCAGGAGACAUUGGCAAAGCAGAGAAACAAGGGAAGAAGGAGAGGAAGUCAGACUGUGGAGAGUGGCAGUGGAGCGUCUGUGUGGCCAACGUUGGGGAUUGUGGUCUUGGGACAAGAGAGGGAACUAGGACAGGAAAUGACUGUAAGCAGACUAUCAAAACUCAGAAGUGCAAGAUUCCUUGUAACUGGAAAAAACAGUUUGGGGGUGAAUGCAAGUAUGACUUCCAGGCAUGGGGGGAUUGUGACAUGUCCACUGGCAAGAAGAACCGUACGGGGGUCCUGAAAAGAGCCCUACCAGAUGCCACCUGUCCUGACACCGUCAGUGCCACAAAGCCCUGUGGCAAAAUUGUCAAGACAAAACUACAAGAUUCUAAGAAGCCGAAACGAGAGGGAAAGAAGAAGGAGAGAACUCCAAUGGACUAAUGGUGCUGCAGGCUAGUUAGGAAGAGCCUUUCACAAUAUUGACCAUUCUAUUUCUUUUCUUUAACUCUUUCCCACCCAUAGUAGGUCAUGAAUGAACCCAUUAUCAUGAUUGUAGCACAUACAGUAUGUGUAAGUAAGACAAAAAAUAAAGUGUUACUUUUUCCUAAAUACAGAUAUAAAUUUACUUGUAUUUCUUUUAGAGACUUUAAUUUCCAAUUAUAUUAAAAUACAAAGGGACUAAUAAUAGGCACUACAGUGCCUUGCAAAAAAAAAAACUUUCAAAAUGCAUGCUUGUAAAAUCAUAAUAAUAAAGACUUAACACUAUUGAGUAAUAUUUUUGUAGGUUUCAGUCUGGGCUGUAUAUUACAUAGAGGGAAAACUGUUAAUCCUUUUUUACACAAUUAUUUUUAUUAUUAUUACAAUGUAUUUGGGAGUGGUUAUUAUUUUUUUCUUCUGAGUACUGUACUGUAUACUUUUUAAAACAUCUGAGUCCAGAUUAAAUAAAAAAUAAAAAAAUUCGACCAAGCUAGAUCUCAGACCCAAUUCUUGACAGUAGCUACAUACAGGGAAAGAUGCGCAAAGCUACCAUGUCUGGAAUUUCCCAUUGGCAUGUGGGUCGAAUACUUUUUUAGGUCUUGUUCAAUUUGAAAACUAUAAGUCGAACUUUCAGGUGUGAAUUGAUUUUAUUGGUAUAACAUAUCUACAUAACAAACUGCAAUGGAUCAUUUCCAGUAGUUCUUAGUGUGAGCAAAAUUAUGUUAAGAUUAAAUAUAUGUUACCUCCUCAUCCACUGUCUCACUUCAGUGUUGUAAUAAACACAUGAAUCAGCA
Messenger RNA from Lepisosteus oculatus (spotted gar), 1560 nucleotides. RefSeq names its product pleiotrophin (gene ptn). NCBI's taxonomy places the organism in Eukaryota, Metazoa, Chordata, Actinopteri, Semionotiformes, Lepisosteidae. The record is from RefSeq and is a predicted model, not a curated record. Gene Ontology annotation, molecular function: growth factor activity.